CACACAGACAUGCUCACUGAGCCUGUACCUGCCUCUACUUGUCUGCUCUGGGCAGAUGGCUCCUGGCUUUUGGGUCGCCUCAUCCUACAGCCGAGUUCAGUUAGAACCUUUCUUCUGUGGAGACUGGCAAGCUGUGGGCUAAGGGUUUCAGCAAGGUUACCUGUCUUCAGAGCAUGAAGGAGGCUGCCCAGACAGGGAAGAGGGGUAUACAUAGUGCUUGGGCCCAAUCAGUGUUGGGCUCCCCAUUGCCUCUCCUUUGCAGAACUGUCACUGGCCCUGGGUUGCAAACUCUGUGUGGCUCUGAAGCCCACAAACCAAAAACUGAGAGGGUGUCCAAAAAGAGAAGAAGAAAACAUUUUUGUUGGUCUGUGGAUUCCACUGUUGGAUUCCGGCUGGCAUGGGAAGAGAAGACUACCGGGCGUGAUCAACGAAGGUACCUUAACGGCCUUAGAAAAUGCGUUCCAAAAGCAAUGAAACUGAGGGCACAGCCCAAAAGCAAUUCCCGAGACAUAUGAAAGACCGCAGCUUCCAAGAGUCUGAGGACAUGAAGCACGGAAAGCAAGAUGAACACCCCAUUGGCAAGUCAGACGAAAUCCUUCCGUGUCCCAAGUCAGAGAAGCUACAUGGUGGUCACGGCUGCCAAGCAGACGACCUCUCAAGAGAUGACCUGUUAUUUCUCCUCAGCAUUCUAGAGGGAGAACUGCAGGCUCGAGAUGAAGUCAUAGGCAUUUUAAAGGCUGAAAAAAUGGACUUGGCUUUGCUAGAAGCUCAGUAUGGGUUUGUCACUCCAAAAAAGGUGUUAGAAGCUCUCCAGCGGGAUGCUUUUCAAGCAAAAUCUGCCCCUUGGCAGGAAGACAUCUAUGAGAAACCGAUGAAUGAGUUGGACAAAGUUGUGGAAAAACAUAAAGAAUCUCACAGACGAAUUCUGGAACAGCUUUUAAUGGUAGAAAAAUCCCAUAGGCAAACCAUAUUGGAGUUAGAGGAAGAAAAGAGAAAACAUAAAGAAUACAUGGAACAGAGUGAUGAAUUCAUAAGUUUACUAGAACAGGAAUGCGAAAGAUUAAAGAAACUGAUUGAUCAAGAAACUAAGUCCCAGGAGAAGAAAGAAGAAGAAAAGGAGAAAAGGGUCACUGCCCUGAAAGAGGAGCUGACCAAGCUGAAGUCUUUUGCUUUGAUGGUAGUGGACGAACAACAAAGACUGACGGCACAGCUCGCCCUUCAAAGACAGAAAAUCCAAGACCUGACCACAAAUGCAAAAGAUACACAUGCCAAACUAACCCUUGCUGAAGCCAGAGUUCAGGAAAAAGAGCAGAAAGCAACCAGACUAGAAAAGGAACUGCAAACGCAGACCACAAAGUUUCAGCAGGACCAAGACGCAAUUAUGGCGAAGCUCACCAAUGAGGACAGUCAAAAUCGCCAACUUCGACAAAAGCUGGCAGCACUCAGCCGGCAAGUUGAUGAGUUGGAAGAGACAAACAGGACUUUACGAAAAGCAGAAGAGGAGCUGCAAGAUAUAAAAGAAAAAAUCAACAAGGGAGAAUAUGGAAAUGCUGGCAUCAUGGGGGAAGUAGAGGAGCUCAGGAAACGUGUGCUAGAUAUGGAAGGGAAAGAUGAAGAGCUUAUAAAAUUGGAGGAGCAGUGCAGAGAUCUCAAUAAGAGGCUUGAAAAGGAAACAUCACAGAGUAAAGACUUUAAACUAGAGGUUGAAAAACUCAGUAAAAGAAUUAUGGCUCUGGAAAAAUUAGAAGAUGCUUUCAACAAAAGCAAAGAAGAAUGCUACUCUCUGAGAUGCAAUUUAGAAAAAGAAAGGAUGACCACAAAGCAGUUGUCUCAAGAACUAGAGAGUUUAAAAGCAAGGAUCAAAGAGCUUGAAGCCAUUGAAAGUCGGCUGGAAAAGACAGAAUUCACCCUAAAAGAGGAUUUAACUAAACUGAAAACAUUAACUGUGAUGCUUGUAGAUGAGCGGAAAACAAUGAGUGAAAAAUUAAAGCAAACUGAAGAGAAGUUACAAGCAGCUUCUUCUCAGCUUCAACUAGAGCAAAAUAAAGUAACAACCGUUACUGAGAAGUUAAUUGAGGAAACUAAAAGGGCACUCAAAUCCAAAACUGACGUGGAAGAAAAGAUGUACAGCGUAACCAAGGAGAGAGACGAUUUAAAAAAUAAACUGAAAGCAGAAGAAGAAAAAGGAAAUGAUCUUCUGUCAAAAGUUAAUAUGUUAAAAAAUAGGCUUCAAUCAUUAGAAGCAAUUGAGAAAGAUUUCCUAAAAAUCAAAUUAAACCAAGAUUCUAGUAAGUCCACAACAUUACACCAAGAAAACAAUAAGAUUAAAGAGCUUUCUCAAGAAGUGGAAAGACUGAAACUGAAGCUAAAGGAGAUGAAAGCCAUCGAGGAUGACCUCAUGAAAACGGAGGAUGAGUAUGAGACUCUAGAACGAAGGUAUGCUAAUGAACGAGAGAAAGCUCAGUUUUUAUCUGAAGAGUUAGAACAAGUUAAAAUAGAACUUGCCAAGUACAAGUUAGCAGAAAAGACAGAGUCUAGCCAUGAACAGUGGCUUUUCAAAAGGCUUCAAGAAGAAGAAGCUAAGUCAGGGCACCUCUCAAGAGAAGUGGAUGCCUUAAAAGAGAAAAUUCAUGAAUACAUGGCAACUGAAGACCUAAUAUGUCACCUCCAGGGAGAUCACUCAGUUCUGCAAAAGAAACUAAAUCAACAAGAAAACAGGAACAGAGAUUUGGGAAGAGAGAUUGAAAACCUCACCAAAGAGUUAGGAAGGUACCGGCAUUUUAGUAAAAGCCUCCGGCCUAAUCUCAAUGGAAAAAGAAUCUCUGACCCUCAAGUAUUUUCUAAAGAAGUUCAGACAGAAGCAGUAGAUAAUGAACCACCUGAUUAUAAGAGCCUCAUUCCUUUGGAACGAGCAGUCAUCAAUGGUCAAUUAUAUGAGGAGACUGAUGACCAGGAUGAGAACACUAAUGAUGAGGAAUCUGUGCUGUCCUUCAAAUGCAACCCGUCUACUACCUGUCCUGUUAACAGGAAACUAUGGAUUCCUUGGAUGAAAUCCAAGGAGGGUCAUCCUCAGAAUGGAAAAAUACAAACUAAACCCAAUGGCAACUUUGUACAACCUGGAGAUCUAGUCCUAAGCCACACGCCUGGGAAGCCACUUCAUAUAAAAGUUACUCCAGACCAUGUCCAAAACACAGCCACUCUUGAAAUCACAAGUCCAACCACAGAGAGUCCUCAUUCCUACACAAGCACUGCAGUGAUACCAAACUGUGGCACCCCAAAGCAAAGGAUAACUAUCCUUCAAAAUGCCUCUAUAACACCAGUGAAAUCCAAAAUUUCUACAGAAGGCCUCAUGAAUUUAGAACAAGGCAUGUCCCCAAUUACUAUGGCAACCUUUGCCCGAGCACAGACCCCAGAGUCUUGUGGUUCUUUAACUCCAGAAAGGACAAUGUCUCCUAUCCAGGUUUUGGCUGUGACUGGCUCAGCCAGUUCUCCUGAGCAGGGACGCUCCCCAGAGCCAAUAGAAAUCAGUGCCAAGCACACAAUUUUCAGAGUCUCCCCAGACCGGCAGUCAUCAUGGCAGUUUCAACGUUCAAACAGUAAUAGUUCAAGUGUGAUAACUACUGAGGAUAAUAAAAUCCACAUUCAUUUAGGAAGUCCUUACAUGCAAGCUGUGGCCAGCCCCGUGAGACCUGCCAGCCCCUCAACCCCACUGCAAGAUAACCGAACUCAAGGCUUAACUAAUGGGGCACUGAACAAAACAACCAAUAAAGUCACCAGCAGUAUUACUAUCACACCAACAGCCACACCUCUUCCUCGACAAUCACAAAUUACAAUCAAGGAGCUCAGCAAGCAAGGAAUCCCAAAACGUAUCCCUAAGCCAAAAUCUACAGGCAUCUCUAAGUUUUCCACUAAAGCUCCCCCAGGGCUUAUGGAUAAACCUAUUAACCAAAAUGGCUGUGAGAAGCUACACAUCAUAAAGACUGUUACCUCCAACACUUACCUCCAUGUGGGAGGAAAAAGAGAAGGAGACUGGCUCUGUCAUCCGGGCUGGAGUACAGUGGCACGAUCAUAGUUUACUGCAUCCUUAAACUCCACGGCUCAAACAAUCCUCCUGCUUCAGCUGCCAAGUAGAUGGGACUACAAACAUGCGCCACUACGCCUGGUUAAUUUUUCUUAUUUGAUUUUUGUAGAGACAGGGUCUUACUAUAUUGCCCAAGUUGGUCUCAAAUUCCUGGCCUCAAGUGAUGCUUCCACCUUGGCCUCCCAAAAUGCUGAGAUUACAGCACUGGCCGUCAUAGAACAUUCUUUAUUUGCAUCCCUUUCCUAAAUGAAGACUAUAAAAAAAGCAGAUGAUUCAAUGAGGGCUUGGGAUCAGGAGACUCAAAUUCCGAUCCUGGCUUUUCAUUCAUGUGACACUGGGUUGGCAUUCCUCAACUUAAGCCUUGAGUUUCCGAUAUGCCACACAAGAAAGCAGAAUAAUUCUUCAGGUCCCUUCAUGUUCUGAUAACCUAUGAGCAUGCCCAACUACAGUAGGUUGAAUUCAAACAGCUAUGUAUACGGCUGAACACAGUCCUCUGGAAGUAAUCGAAGUAAUUCUUCUCAUCGCAAUGGAAAUUCUCUCACUGAAUUAAAAGAAAGGUGUGCCUAUAAUUCAGUGUAGACAGAGUAACACAAGACAUUUAAGACACAGGCAUUUUUGACUUAGACUACAAUUACAUUUCAAAAACCCUCAAUCAAGAGAUGAAGAACAUAAUCCAACAUUUUCUGUGAUCCUUCACCAAAAACUGGAGGCAUGACGUUAGAAGACAUUUUUGAAGGACUGCUUUAGCUGACUGUCUUGUGAUAAAGCCAGCAGAGAGGGAGCGAAGGAACUGCUAUUCCCUACUCAUCUAGCUAAGCUUGCUUUAAAGCACUGAUACAUACCAUUAUACAAACACUCCUGAGCCCAUCCAAUUUCAAGGAGAAGGAUAAAAAGCAAGAGGCCUGGGCAGCAGAGAGGAAUGAUGUGCAGCAGUCCCAGCAGGCAAGUGGCAGAGGGAGAAAGUGGGGAGGUCAAUUAAAUUAAAAGCCAGAAAUGGGAAAGUCUAAGUUACAGGAAAGUGGUAAAAGAAUAGUGGAAGGGAAUGGACUACAAAGAAGGUGAUGAAGCUCAGACACCAAAAAUAACAUACCUAAGUAUGGAGUGCUCAGCACUGUGCCUGACAUAAAACAGGUGUUUGGUCAAUCCUGAGUAAGUAGACGAUGAGUGAAUAAAGGAAGAGAAAGGCUAUUCAGUAAAGACUUGAGUGAGAAAACAUGUUAACAGAUGGAAAUGGUACAUGACAGGGUUAGGAAAAGAAGUUACUCCCAGAUAACACUCAACAUCGGUAAUUAUACCAAUGAGAAAAAAAAGAAACUCAGUGGAACCCCUAGAGCAAACACUAAACAAAUUAAAACGAAGCUUAAAACAGGAAAAACAGUGUGCACUGAUAAGAGCCCCACUAAAACAGGAUACCCUGGGAAAGUUUUAAUUCAAAAAGGAGCACAAAAUACGUUGUAUGUUAGAGAUUUCAAAAUCGUUUUCUCUGAUGUCAGUUUAUUCCUAAAGUAUUUCUAUGCCAAACUGGGCAUAAGUUAAAGAGCAAGUGGGAAAAGAGGGACAAGAUAUUGUACAAAGACCUAAAAAAAGGAUAAGAGAAUAUCAGACACUUCUUUGUCAACCAGCAGAAAUUCACCUUUAAAUGGUAAUGCAGUUCUUAUCUCAUGAAUACAAGUCUUUAAAAUUCUGUUUUAAUAAAAGGAUUACCAACUAAAAACACAUUUACUUCAAGCAAUAAAUAUAUAUAUAUUUAAAUGCCAAUAUGUAUGUAUACUAUUUGAAGUUCAACAAAAUGGUGUUUGCCAUAUAUAAAACAACUAAAAUAUAAAAAAUCCUGCCUCCUGAGCACAAUUCUGUUCCUAUAGAAGUGUGGCUCCUCGAAAAACAAAGAAAAUAAAAAAUGCUGUCCAAAUAUUCUGGAGUGACUUCAGUUGAUUCAAUUUUUAAAAGUAAGCUGACAAAAAUCCAAGUGAAUGAAAACACAUCCAUUUGUAACAAACAAUUUAAAAACCUGACACACUUUUAUUCUAGAGUCUUUCCCCAGCCCUUCCUUUAUUUGGUUUCAAUGAUUUCUGAACUAAUCUCCAUGCAAUUUUUUAGAAUCCAGUACCUGAUCUGACCAGAAAUGCGUCUGGUUGAAUACAUGACUGAUAAUUAAGGAUUCAGUAAUGGUCUAAUUAAUGUAAAACACAAUUCUCUCAGGGGUAUAUUUCAAACUCCUUAUUCUUCUAGAGACUUGUGACAUUAACAACUCCGGGUCCAAUUUUGAGUCUGGGGCAGGAAAUGCAAAUUGUGGUCUGUUGGCCAAAUUCAACCCACUGUCUGUUUUUGCAUGGCCUGCUAGCUAAGAAUAUCUUUUACAUUUUUACGUGUUGAAAAUAAAUCAAAAGAAGAAAACUAUAAAGACUCAGGACAUGUUUUGGAAGUAGAGACAAGAGACUUGAUAGAUGAGAUGCAAAGGGCAAAGGAAAUAAAACAAUCGAGAUACUAUUAAGCCUUUGUCAGUGAAACUAAGUAAUUGGUGAUUUAAUUUACUAAGACAGGAAAAUCUAAAGGAAAAGCGGAUUUGAGGAAUAAUUCAAUAGUUGGGUCUUAUUUACAUUUUGUGACAUGAAGAUUACAUAAAAUUCAAAUUUCACUGUUCAUAAGUAAAGUUAUAUUAAAAUACCACACUUUAUUUGUUUAUAUGUUUAUUUUCUAUGACUGCUUUUUUUACAAAAUAACAGUGGAACUGAGUAGUUACAACUGUGACCACUGGACCUGCAAAGCCUAAAAUAUUUACCACCAUCUGGACUUUUACAAAAACAGUUAGCUGAUCCCGGGUCUAGCAUGAAUUAGACUAACAAAGAACUCAGGAAGAAAUGUUUAGGAACUUCAUCAUUUUAAGGAAUAUUAGCAAUUAGUCCACAUGAAAAAAACCAACAAUCCCAUAUAUCAAUGGGCAAGAGACAUGAACCUUCUCUAAAGAAGACAGACAGGGCGGUGCCUGUGGGUCAGUGGGUAGGGCGCCGGCCCCAUAUACAGAGGGUGGCAGGUUCGAACCUGGCCCCCGCCAAACUGCAACAAAUAAAUAGCCAGGUGUUGCGGCGGGCGCCUGCAGUCCCAGCUACUUGGGAGGCUGAGGCAAGAGAACCACCUAAGCCCAGGAGUUGGAGGUUGCUGUGAGCUGUGAUGCCACUGCACUCUACCGAGGGUGACAAAGUAAGACUCUGUCUCUACAAAAAAAAAAAUAAAUAAAUAAAGACAGACAAAUGGCUAACAAACAUAUGAAAAAAUGUUCAUCCCUAUAUAUUAGAGAAAUGCAAAUCAAAACCACCCUGAGAUACCAUCUAACCCCAGUGAGAAUGGCCCACAUCACAAAAUCUCAAAAUUGCAGAUGCUGCCGUGGAUGUGGAGAGAAGGGAACACUUUUACACUGCUGGUGGGACUGUAAACUAGUACAACCUUUCUGGAAAGAAGUAUGGAGAAACCUCAAAGCACUCAAGCUGGACCUCCCAUUUGAUCCUGCAACCCCA
Messenger RNA from Nycticebus coucang (slow loris), 7593 nucleotides. RefSeq names its product filamin A interacting protein 1 like (gene FILIP1L). NCBI's taxonomy places the organism in Eukaryota, Metazoa, Chordata, Mammalia, Primates, Lorisidae. Bases 455 to 4072 code for a protein of 1205 amino acids. The record is from RefSeq and is a predicted model, not a curated record. The transcript has 7 exons.